This is a messenger RNA of Rhipicephalus sanguineus (brown dog tick), 809 nucleotides long. RefSeq lists its product as uncharacterized. The record is from RefSeq and is a predicted model, not a curated record. The transcript is spliced from 3 exons. NCBI's taxonomy places the organism in Eukaryota, Metazoa, Arthropoda, Arachnida, Ixodida, Ixodidae. Bases 47 to 733 code for a protein of 228 amino acids.
GCAUCUCGGGUUCCAUCUCCAGUAACAUGAAAGCAUUUGUCUGGCUAUGGUGGUCCUUGCUGUCGCAAUUGCGCAGCGUGAAAUCGCCGUGGAGCCGUUGACGGGCCCCCAACUGCUCAGCGCACUCAGGACGAAACAAGUAUGCGACGCCAUCCCGGCCGACGCGCUCGUCAACGUCACCCGCCGAGUGACGUCACACCAGUGGCCCGACGAUGCAUGGUGGAGCUGGUUCGAGCUCUACGGAGGCCACAUCACCUGCACGGACGGGCAUCUUUGGAUGGAGUGCGAAUGUGUGAUUCCUUGGGAGGACCAGCGCGAGGCAGUCUGCUCAGCUUAUGUCUCCAGUAUUCUCAUGCGUUACAGCUUGCGCGUGGCUGUGAGGAACCCGAAGCACGACGACGAACCCCUGGCCUUCGUCCAAGCGGGAGACAUGACUGCGGUUGCGAAAAGUGCCAUGCUGGGCCUGGCGGUGAUAACACGUUCUGAUGGCGGCUUCCGCUACAUUAUACCGCUCUUGCUGGGUGAAAUCAACAUCGGGGAACUGACCUUCGAGAAGUCUACCAUCGACUGGAACGGAAAGGAGGUUGACACCACGGAUGCGCUGUUUCGAGACCCAAUUCGAGAUGCGCUCUCUGAUCUGGUCUACGACUUUAUCUGGGGUCCUCUAGUCGACAGCUUGAGGAAGGCCUUCGGCGAUACAAGCUGGCGGUCUAGGAAAACGAAUCUGGUGUGACGGCGACGCCUUUCUUAUUGUCCUUUUGACUUUAUCCUCUGUGACGUUCUCCGUAGCGGAAGAAUAAACUCGUAAU